Molecule: messenger RNA, 2334 nt
Organism: Suncus etruscus (white-toothed pygmy shrew)
Lineage: Eukaryota; Metazoa; Chordata; Mammalia; Eulipotyphla; Soricidae
Gene: IFFO2
Product: intermediate filament family orphan 2
Exons: 9
Coding region: 1-1575 (524 amino acids)
Source: RefSeq, a predicted model, not a curated record
AUGAUGAACUCGCUGCUGUUCGGGGAGAUGGCCUUGGCCUUCGGCUGCCCGCCCGGCGGCGGUGGCGGCGGCUGCCCGGGUGGCGGCGGCGGGGGAGGCGGCGGCGGCGGCGGGGCCGGGCCGGGCCCUUCUCCCGUGACAGCGGCGCUGCGGGACGACCUGGGCUCCAACAUCCACCUCCUCAAGGGGCUCAACGUGCGCUUCCGCUGCUUCCUGGCCAAGGUGCACGAACUGGAGCGGCGCAACCGGCUGCUGGAGAAGCAGCUGGAGCAGCAGCAGAGCGAGCGCGAUCGGCGGCUGCGCUACAAGACCUUCUCCCGCGAGCAGGCCGUGCAAACCGGGCCCGAGCUGCUGCGGGGCUCCGCAGCCCGGGGCGGCGGGCCGGGUUGCUGCGGGGCCUCGGCAGCCCCCGGCGUCAACGCCAACGCCAACGCCAACAACGCCAACGCCGCGGCCCUGGGCGGCUCGCACCCGCAGCACUACGGCCGGCUGCCCGGGACCAUCUGGAGCUACACGCAGGUGCGGCGCACGGGCGGCGGCGGCGUGGAGACGGUGCAGGGCCCCGGCGUGUCGUGGGUGCACCCCGACGGCGUGGGGGUGCAGAUCGACACCAUCACGCCCGAGAUCCGCGCGCUCUACAACGUGCUGGCCAAGGUGAAGCGAGAACGCGACGAGUACAAGAAGAGAUGGGAAGAAGAACUGGCCAAGCGCAUGAACCUGCAGACUAUGGUGGACACGCUGCAGGAGGCGGCUCAGGAGGCUGAAGCUAUCCAAGAGGAGAUGAACGAGAAGAUUGAGCGGCUCAAGGCCGAGCUGGUGGUGUUUAAGGGGCUCAUGAGUGAUCCCAUGACUGACCUGGACACAAAGAUCCAAGAAAAGGCCAUGAAGGUGGACAUGGACAUCUGCCGCCGCAUCGACAUCACGGCCAAGCUGUGCGAUGUCGCACAGCAGCGGAACUCAGAAGACGUGUCCAAGAUCUUCCAGGUGGUCCCCAAGAAAAAAGAACGAAAGGUGACAUCGGAGGAGGACACCUCUGAGCAGGAUGGAGAGGUGACUCGGUUCUCGGAUGAUGAGGUCGGCUCCAUGAACAUCACCGAUGAGAUGAAGCGCAUGUUUAACCAGCUGCGUGAGACCUUUGACUUUGACGACGACUGCGACAGUCUGACGUGGGAAGAGAACGAGGACACACUGCUGCUGUGGGAGGACUUCACCAACUGCAACCCCUCCAUUGACCUGCAGGGCGAACAAGAGGAAAACCUGGGCAACUUGAUCCAUGAGACGGAAUCUUUCUUCAAGACGAGAGACAAGGAGUAUCAGGAGACGAUAGGCCAGAUUGAGCUGGAGCUGGCCACAGCCAAGAGUGACAUGAACCGGCACUUGCACGAAUACAUGGAAAUGUGCAGCAUGAAGCGUGGUUUGGAUGUGCAGAUGGAGACCUGCCGCCGACUCAUCAAAGGCUCUGCAGACAGGAACUCACCUUCCCCCAGCUCGGUGGCCAGCAGCGAUUCAGGAAGCACAGAUGAGAUCCAGGAUGAAUUUGAGCGGGAGGCAGAUGUGGAGCCCAUGGUCAGCUGAUGACUGAAGCAGUCCUCUGUGCCUCAGGGGUCUUGGUGAUGGGGCCUCUGAACCCCGCUUCCAUGGGGGUCAGGAAGGCUUCUCCAAAUGGGGCGCCAGUAUUCACCCUAUAGACUUUUAUAUCCUCUCUUGUCUGGAGGCCCAAGGAACCGCUGCUUCCUUCUUCCUUCCUCGCCCCCACAGGCAACCAGUGCCCCUUCUCCACCCUCUCCCCCAAGGAAUGGUGCUGUCAAUUUCUAUUGUUCUCCACAUCACAAAUGCAGACUUUGGUGGGGACGAUACAGUGGUAACUGUGCCUUUUCCCUUAAGCUGAGCCAUGUUGAGCUCCAAAGAAUUAUUCCUAGCAGGUGUUUUUUUUAUACAAAACUCUAAAACAAAGGCCGGAGUCCUGAGCUUGGCAUAAUGUGAUUUUUCUACCCUCCCACAUGCACCUCUGAUUGGCCGAGAGUGAUGCCCUCCCUUUUUCUGCCAGCCAGCUCCGAUGGAUGGAGCUGAGCUUGGGGUGGUCUGCCAACCCCACACCCAGCCCAGGCAGGAGCUGUUUGCUUCUACAACCUUUCCAGGCCUGGGUGGGAACCGCUCAGGAAUUUGACUUGGAGAAAAGAUGGGAGGAGGGAGGAAAGACAAAAUUUUCUUUUUUCUUUUUUUUUGGAUUGAAUGGCAAAGCAGAGGGACAAGGUACUGUGGGGGAAGUGGAGCCUCAUUGUGUUUAAACUACUAUGCAAAAAAAAAAAAAAAACCCAAAAAACAAAAAACAAA